AUGGGAAUCCCAAACUUCUACAGCCAGCUGAGACACUUCUCAAGGUCUCUUCGUCUCCGCUCUCUCAUUUCCACUUCUCUUCCCAAAGCCCUCGCACCUUUUCCUUCAAUUUUCCCCGAUUCCGAUCAGUUUCAGCGCACGAAAACCAAGCAAAAUCCGAUAAAGUCCUUCUCUUCCUCGGCAUCUCAAGUCUCGCAUCUUCUCCUAACUCCACGCCGUGUUUAUGGCGACCCAAACGUUUCGAUGAACCCGUAUGGAGGCUUCCGAUCGUUUUCAGCUUCGUCUCCGAAUGCUUUGAGUUCAAUAAUGUGGAAUUCCAUUCGUAAAAGAAAAGGAGCGAAACCGUUUCGGGUGGAAUUUUCCGAAGUUGUUGAUAUGAUCCGGAGGAAUGAGAUAAGUUUGGAGUGCGAAUUGAAUCUCAGCGAGGUAUGGCUUACUGUUGCCUACAUUAAUCGAAUUUUUGAGGCGUUGAAUUCCGAAAAAGUGUCGGCUUUGCGAUUUUUUAAUUGGGUUAGGGUUUCGAAACCCGGUCUGCGUCGAAAUUCCGAUAUUUGCAGUUUGAUGAUUGAUAAUCUUGGGCGGUUGAAUGAUUAUGAAUCAAUGACUUGCAUUUUGAAUGAAUUUAGGGAAGAACAGAUUUGCCUGACCAAAAAUGCGUUUCGGUUCUUACCUGAUUUGAUGUUGAACAAGGAUUCGCUUAUGAAUUCUGUGACUGAAGCUGUGAAAAUUUUGAAGGGUGUUGGUGGGUCAUGUGGAGCUACUGGUGUUCGUUCUUUGAUUGAGUUGUUUAGCAGCUUAGGUUUAUUAGAAAUGGCCAGGUUUGUGAUGCAGUUAACAGAGAAGAACACGUCUUAUUACAACAUCAUGAUACGGGAAAAGUGUCGCAAACACGAUCUCGAAGGCGCGAGGGGUUUGCUCAACGAAAUGAGGCAAGCGGGUUGUGAACCAAACAGCACAAGUUACAAUUUGGUGCUCAGUAUCUUAUAUAAGAUUGGAGAAAGUGCUGAGGUGUUGCUUAAAGAAAUGAAAGACAUGGGUUGUUCUCCGGACGAAACAACAUUUGAGAUACUUGUUCUUCAGUCGUGUAAACAUGGGCACUUUGAUUUUGCACUAGGGAUUGUGGAUGAAAUGCUGUCAUUCGGCCUUGAACCUCGGCUUACUACUCAUGUUGCCAUUGUCAAGGGCUACUUUGCUUCACAGAGAUAUGAGGAGGCGCAUAAGUAUGUGGUUGAUUCAAGUCUUAAGCAUAGGCAAUCAAGCAAUGUACUUUAUAGCUUGCUCGCAGGACUUUAUCUAAAAAAGGAUGAUACGGUCAAUGCCCUGAAUAUUAUAUCAGAGAUGAUUGAAAAGGGUCUUAGACCACAUUUUCGAGUGUAUAAUGAACUUUUAGGAUGUCUCCAAAGAUCGGAUGGGACUGAUUUGGCUAGAGAUUUGGAGAUCAAGUUCUCUAGGCUGUGUUCGCAGACAACUACAGAAACUGGUGAUUUAUCAUUCGUAGUUCCGGAAUAA
Morus notabilis is the source of this 1509-nucleotide messenger RNA. Its product is annotated as pentatricopeptide repeat-containing protein At5g18390, mitochondrial. Lineage: Eukaryota; Viridiplantae; Streptophyta; Magnoliopsida; Rosales; Moraceae. The transcript has a single exon. Gene Ontology annotation, molecular function: protein binding. The coding region runs from base 1 to 1509 and encodes 502 amino acids. The record is from RefSeq and is a predicted model, not a curated record.